This is a messenger RNA of Acanthochromis polyacanthus (spiny chromis), 7188 nucleotides long. Its product is annotated as chloride channel CLIC-like protein 1. The record is from RefSeq and is a predicted model, not a curated record. NCBI's taxonomy places the organism in Eukaryota, Metazoa, Chordata, Actinopteri, Pomacentridae. Gene Ontology annotation, molecular function: chloride channel activity. Bases 3732 to 5201 code for a protein of 489 amino acids. The transcript has 8 exons. Gene Ontology annotation, cellular component: membrane; endoplasmic reticulum.
AUAUGAAAACAGACCCCAGGUUGAAAAAAAACGAAGUUCCCCUUUAAGGUGGUGGUCUGCUUUCUGUUCUGCUGAAAUGGCAUCUAUAGCCUAGUAGUGUGCACAAUAAUUUUGCUGAAUUUUUGUAGUUGGUAUUUUACCUGACACUUUAAUGUUGUUAUCUAACACAGGUAGACUGUAUAGUAUAAUAAAGUGGGUGGAAUUGGCUGGCUGUAAGGGGUGGAGGAGGCCAGAAAGAUUAGUUUGUAUGAGAAAAUUGUUUCAGAAAUUCCGUUCAAAGUCCUGGAAAUUGGAUGAUUUUUAUCCUGGAAUAUCCUGGAAAAGUCCUGGAAUUUAGUUUUCAAUUUUCAGUGGGAACCCUGACUGUAACUAAUACCCUGUAGCUAAAUAACUAGGUCUCUGGAUAGUGGUAAGUAUGAUGUAAGUGUUGUAUGUCAAAAUGUGCGUGCAUAUCAAAAAAGGUUUCUGAUUAAUACUUGCAACUCGGUGUCUUGAUGGUUGUAAAAAAAAAAAAUCUGAAGGUAGUAAAAAAAGGUAUUAAAUGGUAGUAAAUUUAACUUCAACAUUGGUGUAUAUACCCUGGUCUUCAUGUACUCAAACUAAGAUAAAAUGUCUUGGAAAAAGUUUCAGAAGGACUCAAAACUGGUCCAGAUUAAUUAAAAGUAGGGCUGCUGCUAUCGAUUAAGCGUCUGUCUUUGUCUCAUGCACGUCGCAGCAUCAGAAGUGGAAGUGAGCGCACUAUGCAACAGAAAUAACCGUCCGAACACAGACGGACAUCCGUGUUUUAACAAAAUAACAUAAAAUCAAAAAAAUAAAUAACUAUACAAUAUAUAAUCCUUUGUACACUACUGAAAUGAUGAUUUAUGUUGCAUACAAACCGCAAACAGCGUAGAAGCAUGGACAUCUGCGCUGUAUUGUGCAUAUUAGGCCUGCAUGAUUAAUCAUUUUUGAACCUCAAUGUCGAUUCACCCCUACACGCGAUUUCAUUUCUAAAUUACGUCGAUUUUUUUUUUGUUCUUUCCCAAGUGCCGGCGCCCAGCAGUACGUGUCGAAGUUGUGAACAAGCGCUCCAAGGCUUCUCCCUUGUUCAAUAACAAAGCGGCUUUUGGUCACGCCCCAGUGAACAAAUGAACGCAAGAUGGAUGUCGCUGAAAGCCCAGGUAGCGCGGAGAGUCAGCCCACCACCCAACCCGACCUCAUUCCUAAAAAAGGUGGUACUUCAGUGGUGUGGAACUACUUUGGUUUCAGAGAAGACGACGAGAGUCAGUCCAAUGUGCUUGACUGUCGUUGCAACAACGAAAGGAAACACCACCAAUCUUUCCCAGCACCUCCAAUGUCACCAUAAGCUGCAAUAUGAUGAAGCCGUAAGAGGCAAAAAGUCUGAAAGUCAUCCGACAGUGCAGACAUCGAUAACGGCAACCUUGUACAACGAAACGCCAUACCCAUCUAACUCCCGGAGAAGUAAGGAAAUAACAGAAGCCAUAGCUAACCACUUAGCAAAAGAUAUGGUCCCCAUAAACACGGUAGAAUGUGCCUGAUUUCAGAAAAUGAUUCAAACGCUAGACAAACGCUACGCAGUACCCUCCCGAAACUACUUUUCCUACGUUGCACUGCCAGCUAUGUACAAUAACCUGUGAGCCACAAUACAGACAGAAGUGCGAGAAGCGGAUUAUUUUGCUGCAAUAACUGAUUUAUGGUCCAGUCGGACAAUGAAGCCAUAUAUGAGUCUUACUGUCCACUUCAUUGCGACCGACUUCACCAUGAAGAGCAAGUGCCUUCAAACAUCUUUUUUUCCUGAAGACCACACGGGUGAGAUCUUGGCACAGGGGCUAAAGGAUGCCCUAGCAUCUUGGAGUUUAGAAGAGGAGAAAAUGACGUGUGUAACAACAGACAACGGACAAAACAGUGAAGGCAAUGUCCAUCAACGAGUGGACCAGGCUGCAAUGUUUUGGCCAUCGGCUACAUCUGGCCAUUGGUAAGCUGCUUUUUUUUCUUCCCCUUAAACUGUCAGACAUAGGCUACUUCUACUACAUUAAAGAUUACAUUCAGAGUAGUAGUUCAUGUUGUACUGAUCUAUGUUGUAUUUUUCCUCUAGAAAAUGCCAUGAAGGAUUCACGAAUUGACCGUGUCAUGGGACUCUGCAAGAAGAUCGUGGGUGCAUUUAGUCACAGCUGGAAACGGAGGAGAGACCUUACCACAGCUCAGAAAGAGCUCAAACUCCCUGAGCAUCAACUGAAAACUGAAUGCCCUACAAGAUGGGGAUCAAGGCAGACAAUGGUUCAGAGGAUCCUGGAACAGCUUCCAGCCAUUACCCGGGUUUUCUCCAGUGAUCGAAAGGUUAGACAUCUGGUUCCUGGAUAUCAGGACGUAGAAGUCCUUGAGACACUCAACAGCACCCUAAGUCCCCUGGCUGACUUCACCGAUGCGCUCUCUGGAAAGCUAUACGUCAACGUAUCCUCUGUGAAGCCAAUUCUCCACCUUUUCAAGACUUCAGUUUUGGUUGUGAAAGAUGAUGACACCGAACUCACAAAAAAAGUCAAGUCAAACAUCCUGAAAUAUCUCCAAGAUAAAUACAGUGACCCGAGCACUCAGGAUCUCCUCGACAUAGCCACCAGCGUUGAUCCUCGGUUCAAAAUGACCUACGUCAGCGACGAGAAGAGAGCCACACUUAAAGCCAGACUGGCUGAAGAGAUGACUUCCAUUACUAUAGCCACGUCAACUCCCUCCCCAGGACCCUCUUUAAAGAAAGUCCGAAAGACCCUUGGAAGUUUCUUCAAGAAAGCCCAAGGCAGCGAGGAGUCCCGAAGUCAAGAGACAGCAGUGGCCUCAGAGCUGGAAGCAUAUCUUCUGAUGGGCAGCAUCGACAGUGAAGACGAUCUAUUAAUCUGGUGGCAGCAACAUUAGAGUCAAUAUCCACGGUUGUCUGUGUUAGGGAAGAAAUACUUAAGCAUCCCAGCUACCAGUUCACCUUCUGAGUGGCUGUUCAGCACAGGGGGGAAUAUAGUGACAUGUCACCGCACAUCACUAAAGCCUGAGCAUGUUGACAGGCUAGUUUUUCUGGCAAGGAAUCUUUAAAUGCUAUGCUCAGGGUAUAUCAGGGCCCAUUGAGACGCCUAACCUAUAUCUCAGAGGAAGUUCUUUUUUGCCACUGAAGAUGUUUUAUUAUUUUUUUAAGUCUAUUUAUGUUACAAUUUUUCAGAGCGUACCUGAAUGGCCACUGGUUACUACCUUUUCCACAAAACAAAACUAACCUGUGUGUGGACUUUGAGUAUAUUUGAGUAUUUUGACAGAUUAAUGUUUAUUAAAGUACUGUAUUGUGCCAUGUUCAGGGUCUAAUCUAGGGCAAUUUAGCAUAGCCUGAAAGUCUGAAAGAAAUUAUUCAACUUUAUUUGCAUCUUUUUUAAAAAGAAAAAUCACUGACACUUCAGUAGAUUGUAUUUUAUUUAUUUAUCAAGGCUUAUUUAUGUUAUGCCCUCAUUUUUUUCAUUCAUGGUGUUUAAUAAACAUUUCAUUUUGUGGAAAAAAAAUUGUGGAAGAAAAUCGUGAUUUCAAUUCAAAGCUAAAAAAUCGAGGUUCAUAUUUUUUCCUGAAUCGUGCAGGCCUAGUGCAUAUAUAACACGGUUAUUUCUGUUUCAUAGCGCGCUCACUUCCGCUUUUGAUGCUCUAACAUUCAUGAGACAGACGAUUAUUCGAUUAAUUGAUAGCUGCAGCCCUAAUUAAAAGGUAUUAAAAUGUUUCAGAAUUUGUCUAAAAUGUCUGAAAAUUCAUCCAGUGUUCUUAGAAACAAGCCUCUGCCUUGCUAUUUGUCAUGGGAAUUGAUUCAGUCGGGUGUUCAGUGUGAAACUUGGUGCUUUGUUUUCAUUCAGAUUGACGACCAGAAGAAGAUGAUCGAGCUCAUGUCACAGCAGCCUACAUGUAACCAGCUGUUCAAGAGGAUCCUGAACAGACUCCGGAAGGAAAUACAAAGAGUUGGUGUGCCCAGUGACUCCACAGACGUCUUCUACGACGCCAAAAUCAAACUGUCACGACAGACCGUAACGGAAAUCCAGACUCUUCUGGAGGGUGAAGACAGGUGGAGGACAGGAGCUCUGGACGACAUCAUCAGUCAGAUACCGGUGGACCUAAAGCCACAUGACAAUGAGCCCUGGAAGUGGCGUUUUGAAGACACCUUUGGAGUGGAGCUCAAUACCGUAUUAAUGAUGGGUUUGGGCGUUCUGAUCAUCAAGGUCAUCAUCUGCACCGAGCUGUGGUGGAGGAUCCCCUGGUUGAAGCUGUCCGUCAGACUGUUGAUCGCCUGCUUCCUGGUCAGCAUCGUCUUGAACUGGCUCCAUCUGUACAAGAUUGCUUUUGCUGAACACCAGAACAAUGUAGUGAAGAUGGACAGUUUCAAUGAAAAAUGUGUCGGAGUGAAGAAAAUUGACUGGACUGACAAUCUGGCAGAGUGGUUCAGAAGCACUCGGACCUUUCAAGAUGAUCCUUGUAAGAAAUAUUACGACAUCGUCUAUAUCAACCCCAUUCUGCUGGUGCCUCCCACCAAGGCGAUCGCGGUCACCAUCACCACCUUCAUCAAUGAGCCGCUGAAAUACAUCGGUCAGGAGAUCAGCGAGGUUCUCCAAGUGCUGCUGAAGGAUCUCCCGGUGGCCGUGCAGCCCCUGGUCUUCCUCACCAUCACCAUGCUUGUCUUCAUGGCGUUCGUGUUCAACAGGGACCGUGACGAGUUAGCAGGAGGGAACGCACCCGGACCCGAACCAGCACCUGGACCCGAACCAGCACCAGCACCCGGACCCGGACCUGAACCAGCACCCGGACCCGGACCAGCACCAGCACCUGGACCCGGACCCGAACCAGCACCAGCACCUGGACCCGGACCUGAACCAGCACCACGACACCAACCAGAUGAUGCCAGGAACAACGUGCACCAGAGGCGACCCAACAGGCCCAGAAAAGAGCCGCCUCGACUGACCGUAGAGACGCUGAGAUCAGCCAACCUUUGGUCCAGCGAGAACGAAGCCGACGCUGCGAGGUGUGAGGAGAGUCCUGCAUCCCAGCAGAAUCUCUCCACGGAUUCAGAAAACCAGCAGGAGGAGCCGGAAGGAGCGACUGAAGCUCAAGCUAAACCUGCCGAAUCACCUCAAACAGAGAACAAAAAGAUAAAAGGGAAACUUUCUCUGGAUGAACCCAACAGAGAAGAACUGAAUUAAGUCAUUUACAAGGGAGAACAUGGUUUUCUACUGAUUGUGUGUCUGUAUAUGUAGCCCUGUGACAGACUGGUGACCUGUCCAGGGUGUCCCCUGCCUUCGCCCGAGUCAGCUGGGAUGGACUCCAGCACCCCCCGCGACCCUAGUGAGGAUAAAGCGGUGUAUAGAGAAUGGAUGGAUGGAACAUGAUUUUCUAUGCAGUUAAGAUAUUUAUGUGGCUAUAAUAACUGCAUACAGAGGAUGUGAAAUAUACUGAAGCCACUUUUACUGAAUUUUAAUGAUCCCUCCUUUUAUUUUUUGUUUAUAGUAAAGGGGGUGAUCUCCCUGUAAAUAAGAAAAGUAAUCAGAGAGCACAGUACUCCGCCAAGGCCGAUCAGUCGUCGUAGCAUUUCCUUACAGAUAAGUCCUGAUAAGUCUGCAGUGGUGGAUUUGUAGUAGGAUCGUUGGCAGACAGGUGAUGUAGUGUUCACCUGUUGUCGUAGUUAAGCUGGUUUUAUGCUUGCCACGCCUCCUCACACGUUCCUUCUCAAGGGGAAAAUUUCCAUGUUAUGCACCUCCAAAUUUUUCUAACUAUGUGGACGGAGACAUGCGGAAGAACAGGAGCUCCUGGCAGCAGAAAAUUAGAAAUACAGGCAUUUGUACAAUCGUGGUAACCGUUUCAUGAACAGUUCAUGGCAUGAGAUUAAAACUAACUAUUGAAAUGCAACUGUUCAGUACAAUGCCGUGGUGUAAACAAUGGCAAGCUUAUUCUACUCUAGUUUAGUACCUGAGUAGAUGUGUGUUUACGAUGCACUGCCCCCUGCAGUUUGGGAGCAGAUGCCACAUGGAGUAUAAAGUCACACACGUGCUCUCAAGUGGAUUUCCAAUCAUCUCAUUUCCACGUCGUUUGUCCGUGUGGAAAGCAUAAACCAGCCUUUACAGUGACGCUAUCUCACAAUGAUACGGAAAUCUUUAACACAUCCGUGGAUCCAGACUAUAAGCUGCAUCACUGCCAAAAUCUAAUCACCUGGUCCUUGUGUCAUUUCUGACCUUCCCUGAAAAUUUCAUCCAAAUCCAUCAGUUUUUGAGUGAUGCUGCAGACAGACACACGUACGCCGAUCGUCGCAUAACUCCACUGCGUUUCUUGGCAGAGAAAUAAACAUCUCAGGACUGUCCUGUCUGGUACUGUAUGAGUGAAUUUCCUACAUUUUAAAACCAAACUGGACAAAAAAAACCCAAACAUUAAUUUGUCCUUUUAUUCUGACGUGUCGUCCUGUGUUUCGCUGUUAUUUAUUUAUUUAUUUAUUUUUAACAAGCCCAGGGACUGCGGAUGUAAAUCAGCGUUGUUGCUAUAAUCCGGUAUAUUUACGUCUAUUGCUGUCUACAUAGACGUUCAUUAAUGUGCACUGUCCCUAUCAAAUUAAUUAAUUAAGUUUUCAAAAUACAUCACAAAUCAAUGAAAAUUGACAUUGUGAAAGGGAGAUGAUUCAAAGAAGAAUAUUUUUGGACAAAAGCACAAAAUUUUGAAUUGAUUAGAAGAAUUAAGGCUUCGAUAAACAGCCUUUCAGCUCACUGGAUGUGCUUUUUUUCUUAAAAAAAAAGAAAAGAUUCAGAGUUGGUGACUCACCGUAACCGGUGAUCCUGUCGGUGCGUUUAGCUGCUGAAAAGGAAGAUGUUAAGCUCAGAAGUUGCUGAAAAGACCAGUAAUCAACUUUAUAAGCUCCCUCUCAUUGUCCUCAUGUGCAUUACAGUUUAUUAUUUGUCGACACUACAGCCCAGAUGUAUAAAUCAUGCUCGAUAUCUUUGAUAAUAAGUUGGAAACUGCUUAUUGAUGAAACCCUUUUCCCAUUUUACACAUUUACUCUGCUGUCAUUUGUUUCAUUUGAAGCUACUGUUUGAAUAAACUAUGUUUCUGUCCAGAUAAAUUUGUUCUUUUUGUGUGAGGAUAAGGAACCUGGUUUUACAAUACAAGAAUAGUUCUGAAAAUAAAUGUCUGUGUUGUGAAGUACGA